AUGACCGUCAAGCUUGCUUGUGCCAGAAUCUUGGUCGCCAUCGUCGUUGGUCUCCUCGCAAUCCAGCCAGGAGUCCAGACCGAUGAGCUUCCCAACCAAGAGCAGCGCAUCUAUCCGGAGAAAUUCCUUUCGGCCGGUGAUAUCGUACGCCAUUGGAAAGGUUGCUGCCGUGGCGUCGGCGGAAAUUUGGCCACCGGCAACGCUCUGUACAGAUACCAAGGCACAGCGAGUGAAGGCUGGUACGGAUGGUGCACAGAUCAGUGA
This is a messenger RNA of Ceraceosorus guamensis, 264 nucleotides long. RefSeq lists its product as hypothetical. The transcript is spliced from 2 exons. Lineage: Eukaryota; Fungi; Basidiomycota; Exobasidiomycetes; Ceraceosorales; Ceraceosoraceae. The record is from RefSeq and is a predicted model, not a curated record. Bases 1 to 264 code for a protein of 87 amino acids.